AUGGUGGUUCGGACAACUCAGGGACAAUCAAGCAGGAAAGUCUUUGACGUAAGAAGUGGAACUACGCUGGGAGAUCUACUCAGAGACUAUGCCAAGGCACUGAAGCUGUACCACAUUGACAUGGAGGGUGUGCGGGAGUCAGUAGCCCCCAUUCUUACAUACACGGCAUUUGUAACCGCACAGAUAUUUGUAUUUCUAUGGAUAGUCUCACACAUUGAGGGGACAGGGGAAGUGGGCUCUGCCAUGGGGCAGUCCUUUGGAGCAUUUUGCGUGAUGAUUCUGUUUUUCUUUGGGGCUGGAUACAUCUACAGAGAGAUCCUUGGGAAGCGAAUCGACACGCCCUAUGUCUCGUAUGUCUAUGUCGUUGGACUCUCUGUUGUGCACUAUCCAUACCUCAUGUUUGUAGGUCUACUGGCAAAGAACAUAUGGAUGUUUCUCUGCAUGAUGGCGAUUUCCUCUAUCUCCCAGUUCCUCAUCAGAUCGUCGAUGUUAAGGAACUAUGAUUUCGAAAGCAAUAGAGACAGAUUCAUGUUUGACAUCACCACGUUUAUUCUUCAGUGCGGAUUUUGCUUUGGAAGUCUCUCUCUAUUUAGUUUUUUGUCACCUACUAAGUAA
This is a messenger RNA of Encephalitozoon cuniculi GB-M1, 615 nucleotides long. RefSeq lists its product as uncharacterized. Bases 1 to 615 code for a protein of 204 amino acids. The record is from RefSeq and is marked provisional. NCBI's taxonomy places the organism in Eukaryota, Fungi, Microsporidia, Unikaryonidae. The transcript has a single exon.